ACUGUCAGCCGGCCCUGCCUGCUGCGGGCAAAAUACCUUCUGGUCUUGGUUCUGACUCCUCAGUCCUUAGGCAAGGAGGAGGCCUCUGCGGAUCAUGGCCACUACUUUUGCCCCCAAGCUCAGCCCAAUCCUGAUGACCCCAGACCCACACUACAUCCCUGGCUACUGUGGCUAUUGCCCCCGUUACAAGUUUGCACUGGGUCAGACAUACGGGAGACUCACUGGGCAGCUGCUUUCUAAUUCCGAGGGGAUGCACCCUGGACAGCUCCUGCUGCAGCCCAAUGGCUUCUCCCACAGCAAUAAGGAGGAGGAGGAGGAGGAAGAUGAGGAAAGGUCUGGAGGUGGCAGAAGGGCAAAAUGCCAAGCCUUUGAGUACUGCUUUGUCCCAGGAUAUACAGGAUUCAUCCCUCGGGCCCAAAACCACUUUGCCAAGACCUACAGUCGGGUCUGCAAGGAGGCCAGGAAUGAGUUUGCCCGGCAGGUGGCGAAGCAAGUGGGCAUCAAAGCAGCAUGGCAGCGAAUGGAGCCUGAAAGAGAAGGCGGAAGAGGAGGAGGAGGGUCCCCGCAGGAGAACGGCAAGCUGGAGUCUCAACCCCUCCUUACUCGGGCUAAAACUCCACUGAAUGCCCUGGGGAAAGCUGCUACUCCUUAUGUCUCUCGCUGUGCUUUCCAGCCUCAGGGAUCACCCUACUCACUGGAGGACAGCAACCCUCAGAAAUACUUCAUGUCAGGCUUCACAGGUUUUGUCCCCAGGGCCCAAUUCCUGAUAGGAGCCAGCUACCCUGUGAUCACCCACCGGGCGCUGCUAGAGUUUGACCGGAUGCUUCACAAGCCCAGGCCUUUGGGGUCUUCAGGGAGCAGCAGCCAGGAGGGGAAGAGCAGGGGCCAAGCCCUGCCUCCGCUGGCCAUAGUCUUCCCUAAGGACGGGAGCCUCUUGCCCCAUUACAAGGGCUACGUGCCAGGCUACAAGUUCCAGUUUGGGAAGACCUAUGGGCAGCUGACCCGCAACGCUUUGGGCCGGAGCACACUGGAGAAGCAGAUCUUAGGGGUUGUAUAAUAGUGGAGGAUCCUUUCAACACUAACCUCCACUGCACUCUUUGCCUCGCUUGCUUCAUUCUGUAUAUGAAUCAAGAAGGAGAGUCUGACCAGUUGUUAUCUCCCACUCUUGGCUAUCCAGCCAGAGCUCUUUCCAGACCGCUUGCCUCGGCACAUCCUUGAAAACCUCCUCACUCCCUACUUUUUCUUGCUCUUUUUCUCCCUCCCCAACCGCUACAUGUAUCUUUUUUGUCCAGCAAAAGUGGGUUUCUCUUCAUGGAAGCCAUGCCAAAAUAAAACCUGUUAAAGCAUGCAGUCUGGGCCAGAUGGUACUCCAAACCGAUACUGUGUGGCAUUCCUAGAAUCCAAGUAAAAUCUGUCCGAAAAAGGACCAAGCAAUCCUACCUACAUGCACCACAAUUCAAGAGAGAUAUUGACAAGCUGGAAUGUGUCCAGAGGAGGGCGACUAAAAUGAUUAAGGGUCUGGAGAACAAGCCCUAUGAGGAGCAGCUUAAGGAACUGAGCAUGUUUAGCUUGAAGAAGAGAAGGCUGAGAGGAGAUAUGAUAGCCAUGUAUAAAUAUGUGAGAGGAAGCCACAGGGAGGAGGGAGCAAGUUUGUUUUCUGCUUCCCUGGAGACUAGGACACAGAUUAAUGGCUUCAAACUACAAGAGAGGAGAUUCCAUCUGAACAUGAAGAAGAACUUCCUGACUGUGAGAGCCGUUCAGCAGUGGAACUCUCUGCCCCGGAGUGUGGUGGAGGUUCCUUAUUUCAAAGCUUUUAAACAGAGGCUGGAUGGCCAUCUGUCAGGGGUGAUUUGAAUGCAAUAUUCUUGCUUCUUGGCAGGGGGUUGGACUGGAUGGCCCAUGAGGUCUCUUCCAACUCUUUGAUUCUAUGAUUCUGUGCAACCCAGCCCAGCGCUCAGACAAAUCUUACUUUGACACAGAAGCUCAUUUGUGGCAAAGAUUCCCCAUAAACUUGUCCUAUAAAGAAGGAGAACUUUAAAGCAUUUUGGAGGGGGUCGCAAACAUUUGGAAGGUCAAUCAGGCUGUGUUUUCUUCCCCACAGUGAGGAGGUCACAAAUGCCUUGGCCUUUGGCCAUGGAAUGUACCAGCUAGUCUGUCUUCUGGCUUUCUGAUGCUUUUGCCUCAAGGUGUUAUGCUCUUUUAACAAGUGCUUGCUGCUUUUGGCUCAACCUGGGGCUUUAUUAGGGAAAACACCCCAGGUGCGGGCUCUCAGAAAUUGAGAGUUAUGUUGCCAAUCAGUCCCGGAUUAAGAAGCCUGCUGAGUUUACUGAGACACUUGGAAGAAAGUUAUGAGAGCUUGCGGCAUAGAUGGACAGGGGCUGUUUGAGGUGAAGCCAAGCUUCGGAAAAGCAAACACAAAUUGUAAAAAGGACAUGGGUUGCUACCUGUUUCCUUGGCUAAAGAGCUGCAGGGAAGGAGCCUAAAUGAAGAAAACAACUUACUUAACCUAUGUAUAAACCCAGAGCAAGUUUGAGAAGCAACAUUAGGAAUUUGAUACGCACUGUGGAUAAGCCGAGGGUUGUUCUGCAGAAAGGGAAAUGCACCAAUGCCUGCUCAGGGGGACCACUGGCUCUCGCAGCCAUUGCCAUUUCCCCACCCAGGCAUUCAAAGAGGCCAUAAGUGAUACCGGAGAAGAGAGAGGAAUCGGUGUUUCUUUCAGGUUUUUCUGAGAUGAAUGAAACUCUUGCCUUUCGUCACUUAACUCGGAGAAGGGAAUGGUUCCUUUUUUG
Anolis sagrei ordinatus is the source of this 2789-nucleotide messenger RNA. RefSeq names its product ciliary microtubule inner protein 2B (gene CIMIP2B). The record is from RefSeq and is a predicted model, not a curated record. Lineage: Eukaryota; Metazoa; Chordata; Lepidosauria; Squamata; Anolidae.